Molecule: messenger RNA, 1429 nt
Organism: Thamnophis elegans (Western terrestrial garter snake)
Lineage: Eukaryota; Metazoa; Chordata; Lepidosauria; Squamata; Natricidae
Gene: GPR68
Product: G protein-coupled receptor 68
Exons: 1
Coding region: 7-1044 (345 amino acids)
Biological process (GO): G protein-coupled receptor signaling pathway; cellular response to pH
Cellular component (GO): membrane
Molecular function (GO): G protein-coupled receptor activity
Source: RefSeq, a predicted model, not a curated record
CAGAACAUGGGGAUUCUUCCAGAAGAGGUGAUGGACAAUAGCACUGAGGACUGCAACAUUAAUCAUGAAAUACACCAGAAAUUGUCACCUGUGGUAUAUAUACUUGUCUUUGUAGUAGGACUCCCAGCCAAUUGUCUCUCGUUGUACUAUGCUUACUUGCAAGUUAAGGUCAAGAAUGAAUUAGGAAUAUACCUUUGCAAUCUAACCAUAGCUGAUCUGCUUUACAUUUUCUCUCUACCUUUUUGGCUCCAGUAUGUUUUGCAGCACGAUAACUGGACUUACAAUGAACUCUUGUGCAAAAUUUGUGGCAUCCUCCUUUAUGAAAACAUUUAUAUCAGUGUGGGUUUUCUCUGCUGUAUCUCCGUUGACCGUUAUCUUGCAUUGGUGCAUCCUUUUCGUUUCCAACAGUGUCGUACAAUGAAGGCUGCUGUGAUAGUGAGCAUUGUCAUCUGGACUAAAGAGAUGAUUACUUGUUGGCUGGUUUUUAAACAUGGAGAAGUGAGUAAAGACUCGGAGAGACACUUAGUGUGCUUUGAACAUUAUCCCAUAAAAAUCUGGGAACAUAACAUAAACUUUUACCGUUGCACAGCUGGUUUCCUAUUUCCAUUUUGCCUCCUUAUUUUUUCCUACUAUGGAAUUCUACGUGUUGUCCGGAAGAGUCAUGGCACUCAGAAAAAGAGGAAAAUUCAAAUUAAACGCCUAGUUUCAAGCACAAUCUUAAUUUUCUUAAUUUGCUUUGGACCGUAUCAUGUUCUUUUGUUAAUACGCAGCCUAUUUGAGAAGAGCUGUGAAUUUGCUGCCAGAAUCUUUAACAUCUAUCAUUUUUCUCUUUUAUUGACUACUUUUAAUUGUGUUGCAGAUCCCAUACUAUAUUGCUUUACAAGUGAAAAUACCUACCAGGAUUUUGUCAAAAUGGGACAAUCUUGUUUAAAAUGCCUAAGAUGUAUUCCAAUAGAAAACAAGGAAUCCUAUCCAUUAAAUACUCCAGAAACCAGGAAAAAAGACAACGAACAAGCUGAUCUGGACACAGGAUUGGUUAAAUAAACUCUGUUAUUCAUAAAAUAGAAGUAUGAACUCAUUCUCUCCAAAAUAGUGAUGCAACUUCUCCAUGCACAGAUUGCUUACUUCACUUUUUUACAUCUAAAUGUAGAUAUGAGAAUCAGUACAGCCUGUAAAAUGGUUCAUAACUUAAAAAUACAAUAAAAUCUGCUAUACUGGCAUUCUUUCCAUGUGGGGAAUUCCCUUCUUCCUUUAAAAGAAUCAGCUUCAUUCAAUUCAAACUUCACUCCAAUGUGUUAGAUAGACAAACUAUAUUAACUUUGAAGUUUAUAAGCUAUCCAGACACAUACACUUUGGAUAAAAAUAAUAUUCUAGAUUUUAAUAGUGUAUUCUUGGAAAGUUGAUGUCAAAACAUAUUUUUAUAAUCAUG